This is a messenger RNA of Manis pentadactyla (Chinese pangolin), 3919 nucleotides long. It is a transcript of the gene ITGAE, whose product is annotated as integrin subunit alpha E. Lineage: Eukaryota; Metazoa; Chordata; Mammalia; Pholidota; Manidae. The record is from RefSeq and is a predicted model, not a curated record. Gene Ontology annotation, molecular function: integrin binding. Bases 802 to 3855 code for a protein of 1017 amino acids. Gene Ontology annotation, cellular component: external side of plasma membrane; integrin complex. Gene Ontology annotation, biological process: cell-cell adhesion; cell adhesion mediated by integrin; cell-matrix adhesion. The transcript is spliced from 27 exons.
GGGCUGCUCUGCGUUCCUGAGAGGCAGGGGUGUGGGAGGAACUUCCUUCUGUGACAGCCUUGGGCACACAGGGAAAGUCUGAUAAACUGUGAAGGUAGCAUUUACAUGAUGGCUGCAGACUAUUGGCAGUUUAUCCUCUGGGUGCUGGGCUGGAGCAGAGGUAUGCUGAAAGAUGUGUGGAAUUUUACUUCUUCCUUUGUUCUGGUAACUCAGAGCUCUUGUUAAAUUCAUUCCGGCAUCAUGGUGCUGUAGCCAGGUUUUAAAGAGAAUGCUGCCAGUUUCAGUUAGUGCAUUGAGUCUCUCACCUGGCCUUCCACAGCCACAGGGCUUUGAGAGCACCAGUUUCUAGCUGCGGGGAACUUCCUGUGGGAGGGGGCUCCAUUCUCAUUGCUGAGGCAGCUGGCACCAAGUGCCCUGGGCUGGGUGCUGGGGUGAGGCAUCCACUGGGUUCUGGGGCAGGGCAGGAGUUUGAGACUUGCGCCCCCAGAUGAAAAUGGUUGGAUUCAUACAGCUCCUGCUCCUCAAACAUCUGCCGAGGACACCAGAGCUGUGUUCCCAGGUCAAACCUCAGCUCACGCUUCCAGAAAAGUGUGGGUGAUGGAACAGGGCUGACAGGUGUCUCUGAGGUCCUAGGACCCAGCUCCCUGGAUCUGAGGAAGCCGCACAGCCAGCUGUGUGCUAGUGGGAGCGUUUGCCUGCCUGUGGGUCCUUGCCUGUGUGCCUCUGCCCCGCCUCCCGGCCACCAGCGAGGAGGGGAAGCUGAGUAGGCCAGGGCCCUGCGCUGUCUCUGCUCCAGCUAGGAUGUGGCUCUUCCACGUUCUGCUCUGCAUGACCAGCCUGGCUCCCAUGGCCACCUUCAACGUGGACGUGGCCUGGACCUGGGUGACUCCUGAGGAUGGUGCGCCCUACGUGCUCAGCUCCCUUCUGCACCACGACCCCAGCACCAACCAGACCUGGCUCCUGGUCACCAGCCCUAGAAGCAACAGGACAGCAGUGCCCCUGCAUCGAUGUUCUCUCAGCCAGGAGGAGAUCCAGUGCCAACCAGUAGAGCAUGUCCCCAUCCCAAAGGGGAGGCACCGGGGCGUGACAGUUGUCCGGAACCACCACGGUAUUUUGAUCUGUAUUCAAGUGCUGGCCCGGCGACCCCACAGCCUCAGUUCAGAACUCACAGGCUCCUGCAGCUUACUGGCCCCCAACUUCCAUCUCCAGGCCCAGGUCUGCUUCUUCAACCUUGAACAAAUCCUGGAUCCCAGUGCAUGUGUGGAUGUUGAAGAUUGCUACAGGAACAAAAAACAUAGCACAGAGAAUACAUCCAGGUGGCGCCGGGCUCUGGAGGCAGAGGAGGAGGAAGAGGACGAGGAGGAAACAGCUGGCACUGAGAUUGCCAUCGUCCUAGAUGGCUCAGGAAGCAUUGAUCCCCUAGACUUCCAGAGAGCCAAAGACUUCAUCACCAACAUGAUGACGAACUUCUAUGAGAAGUGCUUUGAGUGCAACUUUGCCCUGGUGCAAUACGGGGAUGUGAUCCAGACUGAGUUUGACCUUCAGUACAGCCAGGAUGUGAUGGCCUCCCUCAACAGAGUGAAGGACGUCAUUCAAGUGGGGAGUGUCACCAAGACUGCUUCCGCCAUACAGCAUGUCCUAGACAACAUCUUCACACCAAGCCACGGCUCCAGGGAAAAAGCAAACAAAGUCAUUGUGGUGCUUACUGACGGGGACAUAUUUAGGGAUCCCCUCAACCUCACGAAUGUCAUCAACUCCCCAAAGAUGCGAAAUGUGGAGCGCUUUGCCAUUGGGGUGGGAGAUGCAUUUAAGAACGCUAAGACUAACAGGGAACUGAAGAUGAUCGCCUCAGACCCUGAUGAGACCCAUGCCUUCACUGUGACCAACUACACGGCGCUGGAUGGGCUACUGAGCAAACUGCAGCAGAGUAUCAUUCACAUGGAAGGCACCUCUGGAGAUGCCCUCCACUACCAGCUGGCACAGAUCGGGUUCAGCGCCCACAUCCUGGACGAGGGGCAGGUGCUGCUCGGUGCCGUGGGGGCCUUUAACUGGUCGGGGGGCGCCCUAGUCUAUGACACGAAAAGCUGCCAAGGUCGCUUCCUGAACCAGACCAGAGCGAAAGCUGAGACUGCGCAGUACAGCUACCUGGGCUACACGGUGGCGGUGCUGCAUAAGGCCAGUGGCCUCUCCUAUGUGGCUGGGGCUCCACAACACAAACAUCGGGGGACCGUGUUUGAGCUUCAGGAGGGCAGAGAUACCAACUUCAUGCCAGUGCUGGAGGGAGAGCAGAUAGGGUCCUAUUUUGGCUCUGAGCUGUGCCCUGUGGACAUCGACAUGGACGGGACCACGGACCUCUUGUUGGUGGCUGCUCCAUUUUACCACAUUCAUGGGCAGGAAGGCAGAGUCUACAUGUACCGUCUGAACGAGCAGGAUGGUUCCUUCUCCUUGGCACACAUGCUGUGUGGGUACCUCGAGUUCACUGAUGCCCGAUUUGGCUUUGCUAUGGCAACAGUGGGGGAUAUCAGUCAGGAUAAGCUCACAGAUGUGGUCAUCGGGGCCCCCCUGGAGGGCUUUGGGGCAGAUGACGGUGCCAGCUUUGGCAGUGUGUACAUCUACAACGGACGCUGGGAUGGCCUCUCUACCAGGCCUUCACAGCGGAUCAGAGCCUCAGCAGUGGCCCCAGGACUCCGGUUCUUCGGCACGUCUGUGGCUGGUGGCUUAGAUUUCAGUGGUGACGACCUCGCUGACAUCACCGUGGGCACUCUGGGCCGGGCAGCUGUGCUCCGCUCAAGACCUGUGGUUUACCUGAAAGUGUCCAUGACCUUCAACCCCACGGCACUGCCCAUUGGCUUCAACAGCAGCGUGAACGUGGGUUUGUGUUUUGAAAUCAGCUCUGUGACCACAGCUGCGGAGUCAGGUCUGAGAGAGACGUCUCUGAACUUCACAGUGGAUGUGGAUGUGGGGAAGCAGAGGAAAAGGCUGCGGUGUGCAGAGAUGGGAGCUUGUCAGGGCCACCUUACUGGGUGGGGUGGUGGGUCCCAUCUCUGUGAGCCCCUCCUGCUUAUGCCCACAGAUGGAGAGCUCUGUGAGGAGGACUGCUUCUCCAACAUCAGUGUCAAGGUCAGCUACCAGCUCCAGAGCCCCGAGGGCCGGAGGGACCAUCCCCACCCCGUCCUGGACCUCUACACCGAGCCCUCUGCCAUCUUCCAGGUGCCCUAUGAGAAGGCCUGCAAGAAUAAGCUGUUUUGUGUCGCUGAGCUACAUUUGGCCACCGCCAUCUCUCAGCAGGAUUUGGUGGUGGGUCUCACAAAGGAGCUGACCAUGAACAUUAGCCUGAGGAACUCCGGAGAAGAUUCCUACAUGACAAGCAUGGCUUUGAAUUACCCCAGAAACUUACAGUUUAAAAGUAUACGAAAGCCUCCUUCUCCGAACAUCCAGUGUGAUGACCCCAAGCCAACUGCUUCUGUCCUGGUCAUGAACUGCAGGAUUGGUUACCCUAUACUCAAGAGGUCAUCUGCAAACUUUUCAGUAGUUUGGCAGCUAGAGGAGAAUGCCUUUCCAAACAGAACAGCCAGCAUCACUGUGACAGUCAGCAAUUCCAAUGAGAGAAGGUCUUUUGUCACACAGACCCACAGCCUUCAGUUCAGGUGGGCCUUCAUGGCAGUUCUUCCCAAACCAUCAGUAAUGUACGUAAACACAAGCCGGGGGGUUUCCGACCACAAAGAAUUCUUCUUUAAUGUACAUGGGGAAAAUCUCUUUGAAGCCAAAUUCCAGCUGCAAAUUUGUGUUCCAAUCAAAUUACAGGACAUCCAGUUUAUAAAAGUGAAGAGCCUGACAAAGACUCAGACUACCUGAAGUGUCAAGGCUCAAAAAUGAAAAUAUGGAAUUUACAGAAUGUACUCUGCUGACAAAGGGCUUG